GCAUCGCAUUUGGGCAAGGUGCAUCGUAGAUAUGUGUAGAUCAGUUGUUCUUAACCUGGGUUCGAUCGAACCUUAGGGGUUAGUGAGUCGGUCUCAGGGGUUCGGUAGAGCCUCCACUACGGAAAUCCGAACAGCUGAUUAUCGUGUAAAUCCGUGAUGAUGCAUAUCUGAACUGGUCUCGUAAAGGCAACAGCAGAAGGUACACUGAUUUGCAGACGAUGACAUCACCAGAAAUGAUGAACAGUGAAGAAUUGCCACCUUCGAGACAUUCAUACUAGAUGACACACUGCAGAAGCAGCCACUUGCAGAAGCAGCCACUUGCAGGAGCGUCCUUCGAUCGGGAUUUUGACAUUAGGCAGAGAGGAUCGGCCAUUCGCAGACUGUGCAUCAGACUGAAGUGAAGAUCAAGCACGUUGCGGAUGGAACAAGUUAAUGAGAUCCGCGGUGUAGAGAGCAACUCUACUCUGUGUCCCACCAUUGAUGACUUCCGUAAUCAGGUUUAUUCCACAUCCUACUCCCUCAUCACGGUGUUAGGCCUGUCCGGAAAUGGCUUUGCAUUGGUGGUGCUGAUCGGAACGUCGCGACCGAGUUCUCCGUUCCAAGUCUACAUGCUCAAUCUGGCUGUGUCCGACCUGCUGUGCGUGAGCACUCUGCCAAUGCGGGUUGUGUAUUACGUCAACAAGGGACAGUGGAACCAGGGAGACUUCCUAUGCCGCAUCACCUCCUGCACCUUCUAUAUCAACCUGUACUGCAGCAUUUACUUCAUGGCGGCCAUGUCUGUGACGCGUUUCUUUGCCAUUGUAUUCCCUGUGCAGAACCGACUCAUGGUGACAGUGAAACGUGCACGCCUGGUGUGUGUGGCCAUUUGGAUUUUUAUCUGUCUAGCCUCGUCACCCUUCCUGAUGCUUGGCCAGAAAUUUGACCCCGCCACCAAUAAAACAAAGUGCUUUGAACCUCCGAUAGGGCAAGAUGUGUCAAAAGUAGUCAUGUUGAACAAUUUGUCUUUAGUGCUUGGUUUCCUCCUCCCCUUCCUUAUAAUACUGCUUUGCUAUGCUGGUAUUAUCCACACCCUACUGUCCCGCACGUCGGGGACUAGACGUCAGCACGACACGGGCCCUAAAGCCAUUCGAAUGAUCGUCAUCGUCCUACUAACCUUCUUAGUUAGCUUCAUGCCGUAUCAUGUGCAACGCUCCAUCCACAUACACUCCUUGUACGGCACUUCCUGUUCAGAAAGGAUUGUUAUGCAAAAGUCAGUUGUUGUGACGUUGUGUCUCGCUGCAGCCAAUUCAUGCUUUGACCCUCUGCUUUACUUUUUCUCUGGGGAGGGUUUUCUCAACCGUCUUUCUUCCAUGCGCCUGUCACGAUCAACUUCUGUUAGGUUGAACGUCACUAGUAUAGAGACUGGCGUCAGCCGAAACCCCAGUGCCACUUCAUUUAUCCCCAACAUGAGCUCAGUCCGAUAAGGUGAAUGACACAUUCAAAAAGGUUGACUUCUCACCAACUAACGUAUUGUAAUUUUAUGAACAAAAAUUAAAGCCCUGGAAUCUGAAGACUCC
Syngnathus typhle (broad-nosed pipefish) is the source of this 1556-nucleotide messenger RNA. It is a transcript of the gene cysltr1, whose product is annotated as cysteinyl leukotriene receptor 1. Gene Ontology annotation, biological process: G protein-coupled receptor signaling pathway. The transcript is spliced from 3 exons. NCBI's taxonomy places the organism in Eukaryota, Metazoa, Chordata, Actinopteri, Syngnathiformes, Syngnathidae. The record is from RefSeq and is a predicted model, not a curated record. Gene Ontology annotation, molecular function: leukotriene receptor activity. The coding region runs from base 420 to 1463 and encodes 347 amino acids. Gene Ontology annotation, cellular component: plasma membrane.